AUGACUUUAUAAUAAAAAAAUAAUCGGAACAUAAAGCCAGGCAAAUAUUUUCAUUAAAAACUAAAAGUAGGUAAAAUAACUUUCUAAAAUAUAGUUACAAACUUAUUGAGUGAUUGGUGCAUUAAGUAUCAGCAAAACCAAAAAAUUUCAAAUUAUUACAAAUAUGAUGCAUGA
This is a messenger RNA of Paramecium primaurelia, 174 nucleotides long. The record is from the annotation of a GenBank genome assembly. NCBI's taxonomy places the organism in Eukaryota, Ciliophora, Oligohymenophorea, Peniculida, Parameciidae.